UAGAGCCGCGGUUUCCUGUGUUUUUAGGGAGAGGCUGUCAGCUGCUGCCCACGGCGCACCGAACACUUCUCCACUUCAACGUAAAUAUUCACUCCGAACUACGAGAAAAACAACUCACAAAGACAGAAAACUACUCCGGGGCAACAAUAGAGCUUUCGGAAACCCCGCUUUUAGCUUUUACCUCGCCGGAAAACCAACAAAAGGAUCCCUCGGACGUCGUCAUGUUCUCUGGAGCCGUCACAAGUUCACCCGUAAAACGCAAACUCAGGAGCGACUUCAUGCACGGUCCUGAUGAGUCCUUCCUGUCCCCGGACUCGUCGUACCUGCUGGACACGUCGGACAGCGCCCCCUGCUGCUGUCGCCGCUCCCCGCGCCUCCUCACCAACGGAUACUACGACGUGACGCAGGGCAGCUUCACCUGGGACGAGCACGGCAACGUCUCCCUGGCGACCGGCAAGACCAGCGUGUGCUACAAGGAGAACCUGGUCCGGGUGUUCAGGCGCAGGCGGCGUCCUCACAGCGCCCUCGUCAGUCUGCUCCACGACGUCAAAGACAACUGUCAGUCAUGGCUCGACCAGAAGGUGUUCGGGGGAAUGUUCAGGACCAACCACUGCCAAGAUCUCAGCCAGGAUCUGAGCCAGGACCUGAGUCUGGACCAGAGCUUAGACCAGAGUCCCAUCCGGAGCAGAGACAGACCCCACUGGGACCUAGACCAAACCCAAGACCAAGACCAGGACCUGGACUGGAGCAGGACCGACGAGUCUCUGUGGACCAGACUCAACAGCACCGAACUGGAGGAAAAGAGGGACUUUAUAUACGACCCCACUGAAGCUCCGCCCCCUCCAAACAAACAACCACUGAUCCAGGAAGAGACCUGCCCUGACACCUGUCAAUCACAGGACGCCUUCAGCCAAUCCGUGGGCGGUUUGUCCGAGGUCCCGCCCUCCUUGUUCUCAAAGAGCUGCCGCUGUCCGAGCUCCGAGCAGAAAACAGGUUUGACUCUGAGGGGCUUCCUGCUCUUCAUCUUCACACUCUUCAUCACGGCGGCUCUGUACUCAGGGUGUCUGUGGUGGAGCUCGGCGGUGACCUCGGCUCUCUUCCUCACAGUCUCCACAUUCAUGAUCGUGACAAAGUCUGGUCCCAUGGGCGAGUGGAGGAAGGCCAAGACUGAGGACAUCACCUCAAGGAACGAGUAAAGGGUGAGACGAGUCCACUCCAAAGUCCACGUCCUCCUGUCCUCUCCCAACGUCCACUUUGAGACGACCCUGAUACAUGUCCACGUGUCUGUCCACUCCAAAAUGUCCACAUCCUCCGGUCGUCCUCUCCAAAUGUGAAUGAGAAAUGAGAAGAUUUGUAAGACGAUGUGGAGGACCCGGCUCAACCCUUCGGUGCCAAACGGAGGACGCAGUUUGGACUCUGAAACUGGACUAGAUUUAAAGGUUGUAUAGAGGAUUUACCAAGGAACGAGGAAUACAGCUCCCUAAGCAGAAACGCCUCCUCCCGCCUCGUCCUUACGCCAGAAAUCGUGCUCGUUUACGACCGGCGCGCUUUCAGAAUCUCAGAACGAAUCGCUCUUGAAGUGACCUUUCCAGUCAUCAUUUAGGAACCAAAGCGUCAGUCUUUAGACCCAUCGUCUGCUUCAGUCGCGCCGUCGCUGGAAGGAAUCGCCCAGAAUCACCUUAGGUUGUCUUCGCUCCUUUUCCCCUUCUCUUCUUCUUUCAGUGACCUCAAAAACGGACUUUCUUUUUCAUCUGCCAUCGUAACAAACUUUGCGCGACAGUUCGAAAAAGCCGCUAAGGACCGCUGCGUUGGUCGAGUAAAAAGCGUCUUGCGUACUGUAUUUUCGGGACUAUAAUUCAUUCCGGAGUAUAAGUCACACCAGCCAAAAAAAACAUAUACAAGUCGCACUGUUUGGGGUUAAUUUAGUUCGAAAAAUACAGUAUGUGGAAUGCACGAGAGACGGUUGAUGUUUAUUUGGCCCCAACACGUCCACGGUUGGAUUUUCAUUCUUUUUUUUUUGGUCGUCAUAAUCACAAGGCUGCUGCGUCUAUAUAAAGCUAUUUUGAACUUAAAAAUCCUCCAUACAACCUUUAAAUGUCUCACUCUAUUUGAUAAUAUUCAGGUCAGUGUAGGAUCCCUGCUUUACUUUUUUGACCCAGACCUGUCGCUACAGUUUUGAUCGUACGUUUGUGUUUAUCGAGGCAGCUGAUCGACGAGGUGGAGGUGAUUUCCGUAGCAGCCUUAGACUCGUGUUACAAAAUGAUCAUGUGGCUUUUUAGUUAGGUCCAUCAGGGAACCUAGAACCAAGCUUUUAAGAACAGAAUCAUAUCUUUAUCUUUGUGACUUUGUGGAUUUUUUAUACCUGAAAAUAAUGGAUGUUAGUGAUGGGCGAUACCAGUGACUUUUGUUUCAAUACAAUACAAAAUAAUACUAUGACAAAUAUUUCAAUAUCGAUCCAGUGCUGAUACCGAUGAGUUUGAAUCUUUUAUAUUACUACAAGGGGUGGGACGAGAUGCAAUUUUCACAAGACGAGAAGCACCACAAGAUUUGAUCCACAAGAACAAGACAAGAUGAGAUUUUGACAUUAUUUGUAUUAAACAAGCAACACUUUAGUCCAGCUCAGUUUUUUUUUGUCAUCAAAAAAAUAAAAUAAAAUAAUCUAGGUCAUUUUGUUUCGUUCACAAUCAUUUUGAGCCCCUCUCCAGAGCGAAAAAUACUUGACACCACUGUAUGAUGUCAUCAGGUGGUAAUCGUUAUUACAUUUUUUGGACACUGAGGAGUGCUUCAAAUUGGGCCAAAAACGAUAUUUGUGCACCAUUACAAGGUGUUUACUGUUUAGUCAGUUGAACACUGAAAUUAUCACCUUUUAUUUAAAACCUGAAUAUUGAAAUAUUGAUCUAUUCAUUCAAGGAACAUCUGUGUCUCUGUUGUUUGUCUUUUCAACAUGUAACUCUCGAACUGCUCAUCUGACUGACCCCCACGGGGAAGUGUAGCCAGCAACAACUUCUGAAGUUAUCGGCUAUUUUCUUCCAUCCCACGAUGCGAGGCCUCUUUUUGGAGCCAUUGGGUCCUUAAGACUCACUGUCCAGCUCACUGUUCAGCUUUAUCUCGACUGACCUCAAGAGCAAGAGCCUCAAGGGCAAGGGGAGAGAGAGCUUUGAAGGCAACCUGCUCUCCUACAGAGAGCAAGAGAGCUGUGGCUCCCCUGCAAAACUGACCAAGGCGGUGAAGGUUGCCUCAAUCUUCACCUCAACCUGCUUUGCAACCGCUUUGGUCAGUUUUGCAAGAGAGCUACAGCUGCUUUUCCUCAAGCCAGAUGCUCUGAAGUCUCAUAUGCUCCUUUUCUAAUGACUGCCACCUGUCCAGUAUAUUCCGCAUUUUUCUAUCGCACACGUCCAUGUUGUUGUCCAUGUUGUUGUCGUCCUUGGAUUAUUCAGGGUGAUUGAUGUGAAAUAACCUCCUAGUUACACCAAAGCACAACAGUGUGUAAGCGCAGCAGCACAGCACACGAGCAAAACACACUCAGGUUUGGCUUUCCAUUUUAACCGUUCAGACAAUCUACACCAGCAGUGUCAUACGCGAGUCUAAUAACUAUCAUCAUGACUUUGUUUAAGAGUUACGCAUGGAACAGACAAACAGAGACACAGACAGAUGUUCCUUGAAUUAAUAGAUAAGUAGUGCAAUUCAUUUCAGAAUUUUGAAUAUUCGUAUUUAUUUUAUGUAAUACUUUAGCGGCCGCUGUAGUACUGUUUUUUUUUUUGUUUUUUGUUUUUUGUUUUUUUUUGGAAAUACAUCUUCUCAAAUUGUACUCAAAAGCUCUUGAUUCAGUUUUUCCAAGCCGAAGGUAAAUUCAGGGGGAAAAAAAUCUCACAAAAUCAUUUUUCUCGUGCGUGUCUAAUCUUGUGGCAAUUUUGUCUUGCGAGAUCUUUCGGCAAAUAUAAAAUAUGGCAUAAAAAGGCCAGUACAAUUUGUUUACAAUUUUUCAAUAUUAAUAUUUUUCAAUACCUCAGUUAGUAUUGAUAUUCUGGUAUCGAUCCUCCCAUCACUAAUGAACAUGGUUUAGUUCUUGUAUCGAGACUGUGCAUGGUAAUACAAGACGGACAUGUAAAUAGGCUAUGCUGGAUUUUAGCCUAUCCAUGGGUUUCGACGAUGUGGAAAUGUGACUGUUGCCAUAGCAAUAACUUUGAAUUUAUAAAAGCAAAAUAAAAUGCGUCUUUUAAAUUAUAUAGAAGUCCUCAAAAUGGAGUCACAACAGAAACCCAUCAAUAGGGCAGAAUCCCGUCCGCCGUACUCAGGUGGGUGAAGUGUCUUGCUCAAGUACAAGCGGUGGCUCAGACGGUCGAGUGUUUGACCUGUGACUGGAAGGUUUGUGCUUGUAAAAACCCACUCUAACCAGUUCUGUUGUUGGGUUUAAGAUGAAUCGUGUACUAAACAGUGUCGUGGCUGGAGUGUGGAGAGAUUGUGGUGUCGGUGUUGUGAUUAUGUUGUGUCAAAAUGAGCUCAGACCAAACCAGCGUGUGUUUGAAUCAUGUACCGUAUUUUCCGCACCAUAGAGCGCACUCAAAAGCCUCCAACGCCAUCAAAAAACUACUGAGCGCCCCAUAAGCCAGAGCGCCCUAUACACAAAUCCACUCAGGUGUCCCAGCAUGACUUCAGUAAACUACAAAGCCACACCACCCGCAGCGCACGCAAACACACACGGAGCAGACAGCGACCGUGUAGCGAAAAACAUGUCUGUCCACUCCAAAAUGUCCACAUCCUCCUGUCCUCCUCUCCAAAUGCGAAUGAGAAAUGAGAAGGUUUGUAAGGCGAUGUGGAGGACUUGGCUCAACCCUUCAGUGCCAAACGGAGGACGCUGUUUGGACUCUGAAACCGGACUAGAUUUAAAAGUUGUAUAGAAGAUUUACCAAGGAAAGAGAAAUACAGCUCCAUAAGUUGAAACGCCUCCUCCCGCCUCGUCCUUACGCCAGAAAUCGUGCUUCUUUACAGCCGGCGCGCUUUCAGAAUCGCAGAAAGAAUCGCUCCUGAAGUGACCUGUCCAGAAGUAAUUUAGGAACCAACGCGUUAGACUUUAGAUCCUCCAUCGCUGUGUUUGAUUCAUGUACCGUAUUUUCCGGGCUAUAGGGCGCACUCAAAAGCCUCCAACCCCAUCAAAAAACGAUUGCGUGCCCCGCAAUCCAGAGCGCCCUAUACACGAAUCCGCUCGGGUGUCCCAGCACGACUUCAGUAAACUACAAAACCGCAUCACCCGCAGAACACGCAAACACACACGGAGCAGACAGCGACCGCACAGCGACAAACACCCACAGACACACUCAUCACUCCACGCCGACGAGGAACGGAACGGAGGAACGAACCGAAAAAAGCGAGCGCAACGUGCCGCUUCUAGACGCGACUGAACAACCGAGUCACUGCGAACACGCCGACAAUCCGUUGGUCCCAGACAGCACCCUCCCUACACGCCACAACUGAACAAAGCCCAGAGUCACUGUGAACGCCACAAACAAACAAAACCACUCACCCAUCACACUGUUGUGUUUUGUUUAAAGUCCGGGGUGGUUUAUUUGUGAAAAAAAGUUUGAAAAUAGACCAUUUAAUGAUAAUCCAGAGCGCCUAAUAGUGCGGAAAAUACGGUAUUUUAUAAUCUCAUGGACAGAGCUGGAUAAAGACCGCCUGCUCCUCCUGUAGGGGGCGCUGCAGAGGAAUUUAUUAUUAUUGUAUUACCGCAUUUAUAUUAUAGUAUGUUAAUAAUACUUCAGAUGUUUUGCUAUUGUGACCAAUGUACUGUAUUACUGAGAUUAUGGGGCUGUUGUUUCAUUAAAAAGAAAAGUCUGAUCUGACACAAACUGAUAAUGAAAUAGAAAUUAAAGCUAUAUCAAAGUAUUCUCAUAAUAAUGUGAGCGACUGUAUUUUACAUUAUAUUAUAUUUGUAAUAACUUAUUAAUUUUUGCACUGAAACUUUUUAAUGAAGCAAAAUGUAAACCGCAGACGUAUAGGACGCAGUGAGGUAAACAGAGGAGCCCGCAUUUCAAAGUGAUCCGAGCCCUCACAGCUGUCGGGGGUUUGUACUCUGUGUUCAUGACGUGUGCUUUUGUAUCGAUUGGGGCACUUCCUGUGGCUCACGUGAGUUCUACUAACACGACGUGCAUGUGAUCAACUCUCAAUAAAUAAACUUUAUACAUAAA
Boleophthalmus pectinirostris (great blue-spotted mudskipper) is the source of this 6185-nucleotide messenger RNA. It is a transcript of the gene tmem71, whose product is annotated as transmembrane protein 71. The record is from RefSeq and is a predicted model, not a curated record. Lineage: Eukaryota; Metazoa; Chordata; Actinopteri; Gobiiformes; Gobiidae. The transcript is spliced from 10 exons. The coding region runs from base 222 to 1196 and encodes 324 amino acids.